UUUUUUGAUUACGUUAUGACUCGGUCCAUCAUCGAUGAACCUCGAUUUUCAUAUUCGGGUAAACCACGCAUAAUAAUCAGGGCUGCCACAAAUCGUCCCGAUUCGAUUGAUCCGGCUCUACGCCGUUUCGGCCAUUUUGAUCGUAAAAUCGAUAUUAGUAUUCCGGAUGCAACCGGUCGACUGGAAGUGUUGCAAAUUCAUUCCAAAACCAUGCGUUUGGCCGAUGACGUCGAUUUAGCAUCCUUCUGUUCGGAGGCUGCCAUACAACAGAUUCGUGAGAAAAAGGACUUGAUUGACGCAGACGAUGAACAGAUUGAUGCCGAAGUUUUGAAUUCGUUGGCCGUUACAAUGGAGAACUUGCGUUAUGCGAUAACCAAAUCCAGUCCGUCGGCUCUGCGUGAAACUGUCGUUGAAGUUCCAAACACCACUUGGACCGACAUCGGUAUAUUGGAGAACGUUAAGAGAGAACUCCAAGAAUUGGUUCAAAAUCUGGUUGAGCAUCCAGAUAAAUUCUUGAAGUUCGGUAUGCAACCGUCGCGCGGUGUUUUGUUUUACGGUCCAUCUGGUUGUGGUAAAACGUUGCUGGCCAAAGCCAUUGCCAAUGAGUGUCAGGCCAAUUUCAUAUCCGUAAAGGGACCCGAAUUGCUGACAAUGUCGUUCGAUGAAUCCGAGGCAAAUGUUCGCGACAUCUUCGAUAAGGCCAGAUCCGCUUCGCCUUGCGUACUAUUCUUUGACGAAUUGGACUGUAUUGCCGAAUCUCGUGGCGGUAAUGUUGGUGAUGCUGGCGGUGCGGCAGAUCGAGUUAUCAAUCAAAUUUUGACCGAAAUGGUCGGUAUGGGCGCAAAGGAGAAUGUGUUCAUCAUUGGAGCGACAAAUCGACCAGAUAUUAUCGAUCCGGCUAUUUUACGUCCCGGCCGUUUGGAUCAAUUGAUUUAUAUUCCACUUCCGGAUGAGAAAUCGCGUGAAGCAAUUCUACAUUCAAAUCUACGAAAGAGUCCAUUGGCUAAAGAGGUCGAUCUGAACUACAUCGCUAAAGUUACUCAGGGAUUCUCGGGCGCUGACUUGACUGAAAUUUGUCUAAGUGCCUACAAGUUGGCUAUUCGACAGGCUAUUGAAGCAGAAAUUCGCCGUGAGAAGGAUCGUGUCGUAAAUCAACCCAGCGCCAAGGAUAUGGACGAAGAAGACCCAGUUCCAGAGAUAACUCGUGCACACUUUGAAGAAGCUAUAAAAUUCGCUAGACGUUCCGUUUCGGACAACGACAUUAGAAAGUACGAAAUGUUUGCACAGACAUUACAACAGUCCCAGGGUUUUGGAUAAAAUUUCCGUUUUCCAUCCGGUCAGAAUUCAUCGUCUCCAGGCGCCGGUCAAAGUCAACCGACCAACGAUGCGGGAAAUGCUGGUGACGAUGAUCUCUACAAUUAGAUUUGUUUUACACCAAUAAAAUAGCAAUUUUGUAUUCGUCUUUCUUUGUAUA
This is a messenger RNA of Bradysia coprophila, 1474 nucleotides long. Its product is annotated as transitional endoplasmic reticulum ATPase TER94-like. Lineage: Eukaryota; Metazoa; Arthropoda; Insecta; Diptera; Sciaridae. Gene Ontology annotation, cellular component: cytosol; nucleus; VCP-NPL4-UFD1 AAA ATPase complex. Gene Ontology annotation, molecular function: ATP binding; ATP hydrolysis activity; polyubiquitin modification-dependent protein binding. Gene Ontology annotation, biological process: autophagosome maturation; retrograde protein transport, ER to cytosol; mitotic spindle disassembly. The record is from RefSeq and is a predicted model, not a curated record.